AUGUGGGAGCUUUUUGGUUUUUUCAAUGGUGGUGGCUGGUUGUUGUUUGCUGUGGUGGUGGCAAUGGUGGUGACCGGCGGUGGUGACUGGUUGUUGUGUGCAGGGGUGGUUGAUCUACUAUGCAGGGCGAUGGUGGUAGUCGUGGCUAGUUGUUGUUUGGUUUGUAGAGGCGAUGGUGGUGACCAACAGUGGUGGCUAGUGGUGGUGGUUGUUUGCAGUGGUGGUGGCGAUGACACGACUGUGGCCUGCAUUACCAUCUUCUUGCAUUGUCUGUUCUUCGAUUUAGUUACAAGUAAGGUGGAACAGAAAUCUAGGCUGCAAUCUCGAAGACAGUCAACUGGGUUUGUGUAUAUAAUUUGGGGGAAUAAGCAGGUUAAACCGACUUGGAUUUCAGUUUUUCCUGUAAUGGCUUCGUGUACAUCACCUUAUUUUAUACCUGCGGAUAGUCGAAAGCUGAUGGAUGUAAUGUCUGUCCUUGGAGGAAGGGUUCGCCCCUUAAAAAUGGUUUACGAGAAGAAUGGGCUUUUAAGUAUUGGUCAAAAGAGUGGUUCCUGCUUCCCUCAGGUCAUAUGCUCAGCCAAUUCUCACAGUGUCAAUCAAUUUCAUGGUAAGGAUCCAUUUCUGAAUCUACACCCCGAAAUCUCAAUGCUUAGAGGUGAGACGAGCACUACAAUGACCAAUCCAAAACAGGAUAUAUCAAGUGAAAAUGUGACGAAGAACCUGAUUGAUUCCCCAAGUUUGAACAAUUACAACGAGGCUAAGAUCAAGGUUAUUGGUGUUGGAGGAGGUGGAUCUAAUGCAGUUAACCGUAUGAUAGAGAGUGCAAUGAAGGGUGUUGAGUUCUGGAUUGUUAACACAGAUGUCCAAGCCAUGAGAAUGUCACCCGUUCUUCCUGAAAAUCGCUUGCAAAUAGGCCAAGAGCUGACCAGAGGACUUGGUGCUGGUGGUAAACCAGAUAUUGGCAUGAAUGCUGCAAAAGAAAGCAAAGAAGCUAUAGAGAAAGCUGUUUCUGGAUCAGACAUGGUCUUUGUGACGGCUGGAAUGGGAGGGGGAACAGGAACUGGUGGAGCUCCUAUAAUUGCAGGGAUUACGAAGUCAAUGGGCAUCUUAACUGUUGGCAUAGUUACAACUCCAUUUUCUUUUGAGGGAAGAAGAAGAACCGUUCAAGCCCAAGAAGGAAUUGCUGCUCUAAGAGAGAAUGUUGACACUCUAAUUGUCAUUCCAAAUGAUAAAUUACUUACUGCAGUUUCCCCAUCUACCCCGGUGACAGAGGCAUUUAAUCUUGCUGAUGAUAUUCUUCGUCAAGGAGUUCGUGGUAUUUCUGACAUUAUUACGAUUCCUGGUUUAGUGAAUGUGGAUUUUGCUGAUGUGCGAGCUAUUAUGGCAAGUGCUGGCUCUUCAUUAAUGGGGAUAGGAACUGCUACAGGCAAGACCAGGGCUAGAGACGCAGCAUUAAAUGCCGUUCAAUCUCCUUUAUUAGAUAUUGGUAUAGAGAGGGCCACUGGAAUUGUGUGGAAUAUAACUGGCGGUACUGAUUUAACACUGUUUGAGGUGAAUGCUGCAGCAGAGGUCAUAUACGAUCUUGUGGAUCCAAGCGCCAACUUAAUAUUUGGUGCUGUGAUAGAUCCAUCACUGAGUGGACAAGUUAGUAUAACUUUGAUCGCCACUGGUUUCAAGCGCCAAGAGGAAAGCAAUGAAAGGCCCAUCCAGGGAAAUCAAAUGGUACAAGGAGAUUCGAACCUUGGUAUCAAUAGGCGAGCUGCAUCCUUUUUAGAAGGUGGUUCUCUGGAGAUUCCAGAGUUCUUAAAGAAGAAAGGACGCUCUCGCUAUCCAAGAGCUUGA
Fraxinus pennsylvanica is the source of this 1842-nucleotide messenger RNA. Lineage: Eukaryota; Viridiplantae; Streptophyta; Magnoliopsida; Lamiales; Oleaceae. The record is from the annotation of a GenBank genome assembly.